This is a messenger RNA of Ostertagia ostertagi, 705 nucleotides long. The record is from the annotation of a GenBank genome assembly. NCBI's taxonomy places the organism in Eukaryota, Metazoa, Nematoda, Chromadorea, Rhabditida, Trichostrongylidae.
AUGGUUAGGACGUUGGGAGCACACACCAUGUCAAUUGAUGUGCGCAAUGCCAUUCUACGAGGAAUUGAACAAGGAAUGAAACAAACCGAACUAGCAAGACUUUUUCACGUUCAUAAAUCAACUAUUUGCCAUUUUCUGAAGAGAUUCUCCGCAGAUGGAGUGAUUGCACCAGCGCCGAUUCCAGGACGAAGCCGGAUGACCUCACGACUUACCGACAGAAACAUCCUCCGAUUAAGUCGUGGCAAUCCCAGGCUCACUUCCACCGACAUCCAAAGGGAACUGGCCGUUGCCAGUGAACAAAUUCCGUCGACAAGAACUAUUCGGAGACGUUUACAAGCUGCCGGGCUAAAUGGAAGGCGUCCUGCGAAGAAGCCGUUGAUUUCGGAGAAGAAUCGUGGUGCUCGUGUCAGGUGGGCACAGGAGCAUAUCGGUUGGACUCGCCAGCAAUGGAAUAAUGUUCUAUUUUCUGACGAAUCCAAGUUCAACCUGAUGGGAAGUGACGGGAUCAAGUAUAUCAGACGUCCACUCGGCAGAAGAUUCGAUCCUUUGUAUCAGCUGCCCACUGUGAAGCAUGGUGGAGGGAACGUGAUGAUUUGGGGAUGCUUCAGUGGUCAUGGAAUCGGACCUCUUCGCCAAAUUCAUGGAGAUUUGGAUAGAUAUGGAUAUGAAGAUAUCUUAGAAACAACUAUGCGUCCAUUUGCACUC